Molecule: messenger RNA, 510 nt
Organism: Mucor mucedo
Lineage: Eukaryota; Fungi; Mucoromycota; Mucoromycetes; Mucorales; Mucoraceae
Exons: 2
Coding region: 1-510 (169 amino acids)
Source: RefSeq, a predicted model, not a curated record
AUGACCAGCUCAGAGCAAGACAUUGAUGCACUGGAGCAGAGGCAAGCAAACGAACCUUCCACUAGUAGUUCUCAUUGCCCAUCUACGCCGAAAGAAGAUAACAACAAAUCAGUGUUAAUUCAAAUCGUUGAAUUCGGAGCAAGCUUACACAAAAAGUAUGUUGAAGGCACUUCCAUGUCACAACAAGAAAUAGAUAUCAUGAAGAUUUCGUUGUACUUCGGGUAUAUGAUACUGUAUGAUUGCUGGGAUGUAAGCUACGGCUUUAUCUUUCCUCUCACAAUUAUUGCUGUAUCCUCUAUAUUGAAGAUCUUAUCUUGCGACAGUAAAAAAAACAUGGUCCGUCGCAUAUCCUUGAUCUCGUGGAUGUUAACAAGAACGGUCAAUUGGACAGCAUCUUUAACGAAAACCAUGAAAGUGUUUGUCACAAAUACUCAAGGAUGUUUAAACCUAGUAUCUCCAAGUCUAAUUUACUCUUUGAAGCACAGCUUAAAACAAGCCUGGCACGCUUAA